UAUUUGAUUUUGAUUUUUAGUUCCAACUGUCACCGCGUCAGACUCUUUUUUGCCAAGCUGUACAUAUCCGAUCCACAUCCCUAUGCCCAAAGAUAAUUGAAGUCAAAGUGAAAUUGAAUUGGUUGAAAAAAUCUUUAAAGUAGGAACCAGAUUCUUAAAUAAAUAGAAUCACUAUACAGCUAAGCUGUACUUCUUAUAAUUAUAAUUCACAACUACUGCUAUCACCACCAUAGACAAUAACGACGCUGCCACGCUGCUGUUUUCGACCUUACGCGAUGUUAAGUUCACCUCGAACAUCAGCGGGUGUUACGAAUUUGCUUUUACAUUUUUCGUUAUUGAUCUACCCAAGACAUUUUAUCAUUGCAGUAUCUCCCGUAUUGUUGAAAACUGUACCCAGAAAAAAGUUUGAUGGUAGACUCCACUGGCUUCCCAUAAUUGACGGCGAAUUACCCUCAGAGGCUAUGAUUGGUGGAUUUCAAAAUGAACCGAUUUACAUAGCCAGAGCUGAGCAUAUUCAUUCCGUGAAUCCUGGGAAGUUUGUGCCAUCUGCUGGUAGAGCAUUCAUACCUUGGGGUGGUAGAGAACAUUCGAAGAGUCGUUUCGAGAUUUUAUGUGGGUAUAAUGCUAUGUGGGUUAAAACGAGAAAUAAUCAAAUUCCACAUAAUGCAUUUAUUGGAGGCUCUGAAGUCAUGAAUAGACCAGUGUACAUAAGCAGGGCGAAGGUGAAUGGCAACCUUAUUUGCGGAAAAGCCUUUGCUCACCAUGCCUAUUUGCCUUACAAAGGUAAAGAAAUAAAAAUUGAUUCGUAUGAAAUAUUGGUGCUACCAGACGAUGAAAUACCACAAGCUUUACCUUUCUGUGAUAAAUAGCUUGUCAUUAACACAUUUAGACCUUAUGUUUAAUAAAUAGUGUAAUAAAGAUAA
This is a messenger RNA of Helicoverpa zea (corn earworm), 923 nucleotides long. RefSeq lists its product as uncharacterized. The transcript is spliced from 2 exons. The record is from RefSeq and is a predicted model, not a curated record. The coding region runs from base 276 to 869 and encodes 197 amino acids. NCBI's taxonomy places the organism in Eukaryota, Metazoa, Arthropoda, Insecta, Lepidoptera, Noctuidae.